AUGGAGUCGUUCUUCGACUCGUACAAGGUGGUGCAGGACUUCAAGAACAGCGGCUUCUCGGACGCCCAGUCGCUUCUGCUCAUGAAAUACACAUACUACAAGCUGCAGAAGAAGCUCGACUGGCUCAAUCAGACGUACGCGCCAAAGGUGGACUUGGAGAACGAGGCGUACCUCUUCGAGGCCGCACACAGCGAGUUGCUGUUCGAGGUCACCAACUCGAGAGAAAUCUCGUUGAUGAACUUGACGAACGCCAUGAUCAUCCUAAAGCGGGCCUUCAACAACCUCGACGACGAGACAAUCGCUCAGAUCAAGCUCAACGACGACAUCAUCAAGAUGGAGCUCAACCAGUUCAAGCACGAGAACAAUCUCCACCAGAAGUCGCUCAACUUGAAGAACUCCGACCUCAACAGCCGCAUCUUGAGUGACAUGGUGUCGGGCUUGAAGUCCGAGAUUGAGACCUUCAGAUGGCAGCUUACCCGGGCGGGGAUCUUGUCGAUCAUGAUCAUGGCCGUCUGCAUCAUGGGUGUCUGGAACCUUACAAAGAAAUUGGCGAUUGGCGACGACGCCGAGCACGAAUACAAGGGUCCUCUGUUGCAGCCCGUCCACCAGCAGACCGACGAGGAGUCUCACGACUACGAGGCAGACUGGGACGAGCCUGUGGUGGUGUAG
Molecule: messenger RNA, 669 nt
Organism: Pichia membranifaciens NRRL Y-2026
Lineage: Eukaryota; Fungi; Ascomycota; Pichiomycetes; Pichiales; Pichiaceae
Exons: 1
Coding region: 1-669 (222 amino acids)
Cellular component (GO): mitochondrion
Source: RefSeq, a predicted model, not a curated record